Messenger RNA from Drosophila simulans, 1218 nucleotides. It is a transcript of the gene Hr83, whose product is annotated as nuclear receptor subfamily 2 group E member 1. Lineage: Eukaryota; Metazoa; Arthropoda; Insecta; Diptera; Drosophilidae. The coding region runs from base 192 to 1028 and encodes 278 amino acids. The record is from RefSeq and is a predicted model, not a curated record. Gene Ontology annotation, biological process: anatomical structure development; regulation of transcription by RNA polymerase II; cell differentiation. Gene Ontology annotation, molecular function: nuclear receptor activity; RNA polymerase II cis-regulatory region sequence-specific DNA binding; zinc ion binding. The transcript has 2 exons.
AUGAACAUUCCAUUGAGAUACAAUUUUCCUCGCUAGCUAGGAAACAUAUUUUUGCUCUGUGUGACUGGUUUGCAUAUCAUUUGCGGGUGUAGCACAUCCAGGUGGCAUAUAAAACCGCCAAUAUCCGGGAGGUGCUGAUUCAGUCCGCGGCGACUCUUUGGCUCAUUGGCAAGCAGUGCCAACCGGUGACCAUGUCGAAUUUCAGUGCCUGCGCAGUGUGCGGCGAUCAGAGCUCCGGGAAGCACUACGGCGUGUCCUGCUGCGAUGGGUGCUCCUGCUUCUUCAAGCGGAGCGUGCGGCGAGGUAGCAGCUACGCCUGUAUCGCUCUGGCCGGGAACUGUGUGGUGGACAAGGCGCGGCGGAACUGGUGCCCCUCCUGCCGCUUCCAGCGAUGCCUCGCCGUCGGAAUGAACGCCGCCGCGGUCCAGGAGGAGCGCGGUCCGCGAAACCAGCAGGUGGCUCUCUACCGCAGUGGCCGGAGACAUGCUGCGCCAUCUCAGGCGGCACCAUCCCCGACGCCCCACUCCCAGGCGCUGCACUUCCAGAUCCUUGCCCAGAUCCUCGUCACGUGCCUGCGCCAGGCGAAGGCCAACGAGCAGUUCGCUCUGCUGGAUCGCUGCCAGCAGGACGCCAUCCUGCAGGUGGUGUGGAGCGAGAUCUUUGUGCUCCGAGCGUCCCACUGGUCGCUGGACAUCAGCGCCAUGAUCGACGGCUGCGGUGAUGAGCAGCUGAAAAGGCUCAUCUGCGAGGCCCACCAGCUGAGGGCCGACGUCCUGGAACUCAACUUUUUGGAGUCCCUAAUCCUGUGCAGAAAAGAAUUGGCCAUUAGUGCAGAGUAUGCCGUUAUCCUGGGAAGCCACUCCAAUGCCGCCCUGAUCUCCUUAGCCCGCUACACCCUGCAGCAAUCCAACUACCUGCGUUUCGGACAACUCCUCCUUGGGCUAAGGCAGCUGUGCCUGAGGCGCUUCGACUGCGCGCUUUCUUGUAUGUUUCGCAGCGUGGUCAGGGACAUCUUGAAAACACUUUAGGCUCAAGUCUUCAUAUAUCUUCGAUAUUAAAGAAAAACCUAGUCUCAAAGAGGUUACUGAACAAUGACUGUUUUUCUGUUCGCCAAUUCAACCAUCUAAACUAACUUCGCUGUCAGAAGUUUACACCCAUAUCAAAAAAUGCAAUCCUAAUUUAAAAUUCUGUCAACAAUCGUACAUGGAAGCAUUUAGA